UAAAGAUGGCCGCCUCCUCAGUGCUGUAUUAUUUUCACUUGCAAAUACCCUGAAAGAUCUUCCAACACUCCACUGCUAAUUAAUUAAAAAAAAACCACAAAAAUAAAUUAAAAAUUGUGAAAAACUAAAAAAAGUACCCAGUUAGCGCACAAGUCUCCUGAGCUUCGGUCUUCCAAGUGAAAAGUGACACGUCGAACAAUAAAUAUAUAUAAAGUUCGAUGAGAUUACUGCAGCAAAUGUCAGUUGUUAAGAAUUCACCUACUGCAGCAGGAUGAGGUUAGAAGAGAUGCCACUGAGAAUGACAACAGAGGACCGGGAGCGGGAUUUCGAGAUGGAUGACGAGACUGACUAUCUCAUCCAGCCGGACGAUAAUUUUCGCCCGAUUAUCAAGCGGAACCGCCGGUUGAACGCCUGUGGGCACUUUAUCAAGUGUCUUUUCUGCGGAUGCUGUACAUGGAUGUGGAGAAGAUGUCGGCGGGAACGAGAGUACAAGUCAAGGACAAUCCACCUCGGAAUGCCUAUGACGGAGAAGUUUCCUACAAAUGUCAUCAGAAAUCAGAAAUAUAACAUCAUUACUUUUUUACCACUAGUAUUAUUCCAACAAUUCAAAUUCUUCUUGAACCUGUACUUUCUAAUAAUGGCAAGCUCGCAGUUCAUCCCAGAAAUAAGAAUCGGGUAUCUAUACACCUACUGGGGGCCACUGUGCUUCGUCUUAUCAGUAACAAUCUGCCGAGAGGCAGUGGACGACUACCGGCGCUACAAAAGAGACAAAGAGAUAAACAACCAGAAGUACCAGCGCCUGCUCCGAGGAACAGACCAGCCGGAACUGGUGCCUAGCUCCAAGCUGAAGGUCGGGGACAUGAUAGUAGUCGAGAAAGGCCAGAGAGUACCAGCAGACUUGGUGCUGCUUAGAACCACCGAGAAGUCCGGAGCUUGUUUCGUGAGAACGGACCAACUGGACGGAGAGACUGACUGGAAGUUGCGGCUGGCGGUGCCUCAGACCCAAAAGCUGGAUCACGACAGCCAAUUAUUCGACAUAAAAGCCAGCCUUUAUGUGGAGAAACCCCAGAAGGACAUCCACGGGUUCAUCGGGACGUUCACCCGCGAGGACGAAGGUACUAACGAGGAGAGUCUCGGGGUGGACAACACCCUCUGGGCAAACACAGCUGUAGCUUCUGGGUCAGCUCUAGGAAUUGUUGUCUACACUGGACAGGAGACCCGGUCGCUGAUGAAUCAUUCGGCGCCCAGGUCCAAGAUCGGGCUGCUGGACAGAGAAAUCAACCAGCUGACCAAGGUCCUCUUCUGCGCGGUGAUAGGCCUUUCUCUGGUGAUGAUGUGUCUCAAGGGAUUCGGUGGGCCUUGGUAUUGCUACAUGUUCCGGUUUGUUCUGCUCUUCUCUUAUAUUAUCCCCAUCAGCUUGCGCAUCAACCUCGACAUGGGAAAGACCUUCUAUGCCUGGACUAUUCAGCGAGAUAAGGAGAUCGCCGGGACUGUGGUAAGGACCACGACUAUUCCUGAAGAACUAGGAAGGAUUUCUUAUUUGCUGAGCGAUAAAACUGGAACUUUGACGCAGAACAAGAUGGUUUUUAAGAAACUACACCUGGGAACUGCUUCCUAUGGCCAGGAGACCUUUGAUGAGAUCACUAGUGUCCUCAAGAAUUAUUAUCCGGUGGGUGGAGAAAAUUCACCCUCAAAGACGACCUUGAAUCGCGGGAAGGUCAGGAGGAGUGAAAGCACCAGGAUUUAUGAAGCUGUUCAUGCGCUGGCGCUUUGUCAUAAUGUUACGCCGGUUUAUGAUGAUGUUAAUAAACAGCUGGACACCGUGAGCGUAGAAACAACAGAAACAGAAACCGGUUCAAUCCAAAGCCAAACCGAGUCCGACCGUCACUACUACCCCGAGCAGCAGCGAAACUACCAAGCCUCAAGCCCCGACGAAGUAGCCCUAGUCCGGUGGACGGAAGACAUCGGCCUCACACUGUUCAGCCGCGACCGGACCUCAAUGCAACUAAAAGCGAUCAACGGUCAAAUCCUGUCCUUCACAAUCCUCCAAGUCUUUCCCUUCACCUCCGAGACAAAGCGCAUGGGAAUAAUCGUAAAAGACCUAUCAACCUCCGAAAUAAUGUUCUACCUAAAAGGCGCGGACGUAGUAAUGUCCGGAAUAGUCCAGUACAACGACUGGAUGGACGAGGAGUGCGGAAACAUGGCGCGAGAGGGUCUCCGGACUCUAGUCUUCGCCAAGAAGCACCUGACCGAGGACCAGUACCUAGACUUCGAAACUCGCUAUAACGCAGCUCGUUGCGCCAUGAACGACAGACCAACCCGCGUAGCGGCAGUGAUCGAGUCUCUAGAGCGCGAGAUGGAGCUCAUCUGCGUUACUGGAGUCGAAGACCGUCUCCAGGAGCGAGUCCGCCCGACUUUGGAGCUUCUUCGCAAUGCUGGGAUCAAAAUCUGGAUGCUAACCGGGGACAAGCUUGAAACCGCGACUUGCAUCGCUAAAUCUUCUAGGUUAGUGUCCAGAAAUCAAAGCUUGCACGUGUUCAAGUCCGUGGUUUCAAGGACAGACGCUCAUCUUGAGCUUAAUACCUUCCGCAAGAAGCAAGACUGCGCUCUAGUGAUCGGUGGAGAUUCUCUAGAAGUAUGUCUUCAAUAUUACCAGCAAGAAUUCAUGGAAUUAGCUUGUGGGUCUCCAGCAGUUGUUUGCUGCCGCUGUUCUCCAACCCAAAAAGCUGAUGUGGUGAAAUUAAUCCAGAGCCACACUCAGAAAAGAACUGCUGCGGUUGGAGACGGAGGGAAUGAUGUGUCAAUGAUCCAAGCAGCUGACGCAGGAAUUGGGAUUGAAGGUCUAGAAGGAAGACAAGCUUCCUUAGCAGCUGACUUUUCUAUCUCGCAGUUCAGCCACUUGUCCAACCUGCUAAUAGUCCACGGAAGAAGAAGCUACAAGCGCUCCGCAGCGCUGAGCCAGUUUGUAAUCCACCGAGGGUUAAUAAUCUCCACAAUGCAAGCUGUUUUUUCGGCUGUGUUCUACCUCUCCAGUGUCGCCCUCUACCAGGGGUUCCUGAUAGUAGGCUACGCAACGCUCUUCACUAUGUUCCCUGUGUUCUCAUUGGUGCUUGAUAAAGACGUGAGUAGAGAAGUCGCUAUAAGGUUCCCGGAACUGUACAAGGAACUCAGUAAAGGACGAAGUUUGUCCUACAAGACUUUCUUUAUGUGGGUCUUGAUUAGUAUUUAUCAGGGAGGUGUUAUUAUGUAUGGAGCAUUGGUUAUGUUUGAGGACGAGUUCAUUCAUAUUGUGGCGAUUAGUUUUUCUGCGUUAGUGCUAACAGAACUCAUUAUGGUGGCGCUGACGAUAAGAACUUGGCAUCAUAUUAUGGUUCUAGCGGAGUUUUUGUCUCUAGCGCUUUAUCUGCUGAGCUUGUUUGUUCUCAAGGACUUUGAUAGUGAUUUUAUUACUACGACGGAUUUUCUCUGGAAGGUCUUGGUUAUCACCCUGGUUUCUUGCUUGCCGCUUUAUAUUUUAAAGUUCUUGAGGAAGAAAUUUUCACCGCCUAGUUAUUCUAAGUUGUCGUGAAUUUUGGGGUGGAGAGUGUAUAUUGGAAGAUUUGAGGGAAAAUAGAGUGGAAAAUGUUUUUAAGUUAUGAAAAAUUUAUAUUUUUAUAAGAGAAUAAGAAAAAUUUUUUCGGUUUUUUGAGUUAAAUUUAGUGUCAGAGCAAAGGUCGAAUUUGUGCCUCAAGGUUUUAUAUCAUUUUUACUAAUAGUCAAUUUAUUAUGAUAGUUAGGCUGAAAACUCUCUAGAUACAUAAGA
Cotesia glomerata is the source of this 3802-nucleotide messenger RNA. RefSeq names its product probable phospholipid-transporting ATPase IIB. Gene Ontology annotation, cellular component: trans-Golgi network; plasma membrane; endosome. The transcript has 6 exons. Gene Ontology annotation, molecular function: ATPase-coupled intramembrane lipid carrier activity; magnesium ion binding; ATP binding. The coding region runs from base 272 to 3568 and encodes 1098 amino acids. The record is from RefSeq and is a predicted model, not a curated record. NCBI's taxonomy places the organism in Eukaryota, Metazoa, Arthropoda, Insecta, Hymenoptera, Braconidae. Gene Ontology annotation, biological process: endocytosis; phospholipid translocation; retrograde vesicle-mediated transport, Golgi to endoplasmic reticulum.